This is a messenger RNA of Hyla sarda, 4836 nucleotides long. RefSeq names its product cartilage intermediate layer protein (gene CILP). The record is from RefSeq and is a predicted model, not a curated record. Lineage: Eukaryota; Metazoa; Chordata; Amphibia; Anura; Hylidae. The coding region runs from base 164 to 3697 and encodes 1177 amino acids. The transcript has 9 exons.
CUGCCAGCCACUCCUGGGCUGUUAGCUGAGCUGCUAUAUAAAAAGACCCCCGCACAGCACAAGAGGAGACACACAGCUCUGCAGGACAACUGGAAGCACACACAGCUUUGGUAUUUUGGCAUAUAGGACCAUAGAAGCACAGGAGAAGACACUCCAUGGUAAGAUGAGACCUGGCUUACUGAUUUGCCUGCUGCUCUUAGAGGUGGCCUAUGUGUCUGGACAAGGACCCCGGAAAGGAGAUGCUGUGUUAAAUCAUUCUGCAAGGAGAAUUCGCACCGGAAAAAAGAUCACCACUGCUCCAGUAAAGAUCAAAGUUGACGAGUUUCAGCAGUGGACAACCUGGUUCAACAUUGAUCACCCAGGUGGCAAUGGAGAUUAUGAGCGUCUGGAUGCUAUUAGGUUCUACUAUCCUAAUAGAGUUUGUCCUAAGCCUCUCCGUAUGGAAGCACGAACAACAGAGUGGGUGGCAGCAGGAAAGACUGGAGAAGUGGUGCAUUACAGCCUGACAAAGGGAUUCUGGUGUAUCAAUACGGAACAGCCGGAGGGCAAAAAUUGUUCAAAUUAUUCGGUUCGUUUCUUGUGUCCCGUUGUUUUACAACCCCCUGUUCCAAAAGAGCCAUGGUCAGAAUGGUCACCAUGGAGUGUGUGCUCAGCAAGAUGUGGAAGCAAUGGCAUGCAGAUUCGGAGGAGGACCUGUUUGGCAGAGGAUCAGUGGCAAGACCAUUGUAAUGGACCCACAGAGGAGGGACGCAGGUGUACUGGUGCCACAUGUGCAGGGUGUAAUCUCAGCUGUCCUAUGGGCAAAGCAAGUGCAGACUGCAGUGUAUGUGAAUGCAAGAACCAAAUACUGUAUGGCACAGUCAAACUUCCAGAUGGAGCCCCCGCUGCUGGUGUAAAUGUGUACGUCAUCUCUAGAAAACCCAAAGUAAAAGCUGUAUCUGAUGCCCAAGGGCACUUCCGUGUGGUGGGAUUGUGUCCUAACAGCACAUUGCAGUUAAAAUUGGAAAAAUACUCUGUGGUCAAUGUAAAAAUUCCCAAAAGCAAUGGAUCAUCUUCCUCUAUAAAUAUUAGCAUGACGAGGAAAGAAAAGCCUUACAUAGUAGAAAGUCCUGAAACCAAGGUGAGAAGAGUUGGGCAAAGUGUGACAUUCUGCUGCAAAGCUGAAGGAGAACCAGCCGUAGAGCAAUACCUGUGGUACCAUAAUGGAACACUUUUGGACCAAAAUAUACAUAAAUCCAGCAACCAGCUGACCCUUCGCAAGCUCAAGGCAAGGCAAGCUGGAGAGUACUAUUGCAAGGCUAAAAACGAUGGAGGAUUUAUAAAAUCCAACCCCGCCAAGCUCACUCUUAUUGGUCAGGAAGAACGUGCUUGCAAUCCAAAUCCAGAGGAAUAUCUUAUCCAACUUCCUCAUGACUGUUUUCAAAAGGCCACUAAUUCACUCUACUACAAUGUGGGGAAAUGUCCAUCCACGUCCUGCCCUGGGGAUCUGGACAAUGGACUGAGGUGCAAGGACACUGUGCCGUACUGCUGUGGAAUUACUAAGACAGAAGUGAAAGAAGUUUCCUGUCAGGGAUAUAUUCUCCCAGUUAAAGUUGCUGUGCAAUGUGGUUGCUUAAAAUGUACAGACACCAAAAUAAUUGUGCGUGGGAGAGCAGUGGCAGCUGAUACUGGUGAACCAAUGCGAUUUGGACACAUAUACAUGGGAAAUAACAGGGUUAGCAUGACAGGUUAUAAAGGCACCUUUUCAAUUCAGGUUCCUGCAGAAACAGAGAGGUUGGUUCUUACUUUUGUUGACCGGCUCAACAAAUUUGUUAAUACCACAAAAGUUCUCCCAUUUAAUAAAAAGGGAGGUGCUGUAUUUCAUGAGAUCCUUCUUCUGAGAAAAAAAGCCCCAGUAACAUUGGACUCUAUGAAGACAAACCAGAUAUCAUUAGGAGAUGUAGAAGAUAGUGACCCUAUUGCUGAAUUGGAGAUUCCACCAAAUUCUUUCUACCGACAAAAUGGAGAGCUUUACAGUGGAAAUGUAAAGGCAAGUGUCACAUUUCUAGAUCCAAGAAACAUAUCAACAGCCAGAGCUGCACAAAGUGACUUAAACUUUGUCAACGAGGAAGGGGAUACCAUGCCACUACGCUCAUAUGGAAUGUUUUCAGUAGAUUUUACUGAUGAAAAAGGCACCGAAUCCUUGAAUGCCGGAGCAGUUAAAGUAUUCCUUGACUCUUCUCAAGUCAAAAUGUCAGAGCACCUUGAAAGUAUGAAAUUGUGGUCUCUAAAUCCAGAAACUGGACUUUGGGAAGAAGAAGGAGACUUUCAGCAAUCAAGAGUUAGACGAGGUAAAAGAGAGGAGAGGACCUUUCUAGUAGGGAACAUGGAAAUUAGGGAGAGAAGAUUGUUUAACCUGGAUGUUCCUGAAAGUCGAAGAUGUUAUGUGAAAGUUCGUGCAUAUAGAAGUGAAAGGUUUUUGCCAAGUGAACAAAUAGAAGGUGUUGUUGUGAAUUUAAUCAACAUGGAACCUGUUUCAGGAUUUUCAUCCAAUCCUCGAGCUUGGGGGCGUUUUGACAGUGCUAUAACUGGUCCAAAUGGGGCAUGUUUACCUGCAUUUUGUGAUGACAAAUCCCCAGAUGCUUACAGUGCAUUUGUAACGGCCACCUUAGGAGGAGAAGAACUAGAAGCAGUGGAAUCUUCUCCAAAGUUUAACCCAAAUAUAAUUGGUGUUCCACAGCCCUACCUAGAUAAAUUGAAUUACAGAAGAACAGAUCACGAUGAUUCCAAAGUCAAGAAGACAGCUUUCAGCAUCAGUGUGGCCAAACCAACACCAAAUGUGGCAGAGGAGAGUAAUGGUCCUGUUUAUGCAUAUGACAAGCUUUUAGAGUGUGAAGAAGCCCCCUAUAGUGCUGCACAUUUUAGAUUUUACAGAGUAGAAGGUGACAUAUAUGACUUUAACACUGUAUCUUUCAAUGAAGAUGACCCAAUGAGCUGGACGGCAGACUACUUGGCCUGGUGGCCAAAGCCAAUGGAAUACAGGGCAUGUUAUAUGAAAGUUAAAAUUCUUGGGCCUCAGGAAAUUAUUGUAAGGUCUCGAAAUAUGGGUGGAACACAUCCACAAACGGUUGGCCAGCUGUAUGGAAUUCGAGAUGUACGGAGUACCAGAGACCUGGAAGAACCCAAUGUUUCUACAGCAUGUGUGGAAUUCAAAUGUAGUGGUAUGUUGUAUGAUCAAGACAGGGUAGAUCGUACACUUGUGAAGAUUGUUCCUCAAGGAAGCUGUCGGAGGGAUGCCACAAACAGCAUGCUACAUGAAUAUCUUGUCAAUCAUCUUCCAAUGGCAGUUAACAAUGACACUAGUGAAUAUACCAUGCUUGCUCCUCUUGACCCACUUGGACAUAAUUAUGGCAUUUAUACAGUUACUGAUCAAGAUCCAAGAACGGCCAAGGAGAUAGCCCUUGGUAGAUGCUUUGAUGGCUCAUCUGAUGGGACUUCUAGGGUGAUGAAGAGUGAUGUAGGAGUAGCCCUUACUUUUAACUGCUUAGUUAAGGAUGUCGGGCAACAAAGUGUCUUUCGUGGGAAUGGACUAGCAGCUUCAAGUGCAGCUAGACAGGGAGGCAGAAUUGGGAGGCAACAAAGAGCAAGUAGUAGAAACAGAUCGAUUAGCAGUAUAACAUCUCUUUUAACAACAAGACAACGUAGCUCAGAACAGUGAGAAUCUUUUAAAAAUUCCAUUCUCCAGAUUUUUAUGUAAUUUUUAAAUCAAUUGCCCAGGAGAGGUGUACAGAAUUAUAGCUGAAUGUAUCUACAUAUCAAUAUUUCAAUCUUCUUUUAUUGAAAGCAGAAUAAUGAGAAAUAACCUAAAUAAAUUACAGACAACAUCUUAGGUGCGAAAACAGACAAACUUAUUACAAAUCUGUUAACUUUUACAGAAUCAUUUUAGGAAACAUUUCUUCUUUUCUCCUCUGUCGUUCAGUAUGCUGAGUUUUGAAUAAUUAUUAGUGGUACACAUGCUUUUACCUACUUACAUGCUUAAUACAUCUGAGUUAUGUAUCAGACUUAAUGGCUUCCUUCCUACUGUCAUCUUUUGAUUUGUACCUUUCAGCAGCCAAAAACUACCCUUCCUCAUGGGAACUGGUUAAAAACGAUAUCAUGUAUUUUCCACCACUGGACAGUAACAAAGCAAUAAUAUAUUUCCAGAUGUGAGUCCCACUAAUGAUGUAAUGUGGAAACCAGAACUAGAAUGCGACCAAUCUCUUACACAUUAAAAAAACAUGAUAUUUUACCAGAAUCUAGUGUAAGAAUCAAAAUCCCUCCAUUCUGUUAAAGACAAAAAGUGUACUAAAGACUGUAUGUUCAGGUUUUAAAACCAAAAGGAUAAAAUAAGAAUGUCAUAAAGACAAUAUCUUACAAUGUACAUAAAGAGUUGACGAACAUAUUAAGUUCAUUUUCCCGACAAAAAAAUUUCAAAAACUUUUUCCACUCAUUGAGUCCUUUUGUGGAGCUGACAUGUAUAUACCUAAUAAAACAAAAAUGUUUUCUAUUUUCUACUUGAAAUAAGGUGAAUUUGAGUCAAACUAAAUUUAUAAUACAAGGAAUUAGUCCUGGCCUCAACGUCAGCAGUGAGGUGGCUAUUGCCAAUACUAUUUAGUAGAAAAUAUGGUUUUAAUCAAUGUUCAGUCAUAAUGUGCUGUCUAUCUGUUAAGUUGUGCAUAUUGGUUGCUUCCUUUCUUGAAUUGGUUAUUCCCUGAGGAAGAUUAUUCACAUUAAACUGUAAUACUGUACUUGAAAAUGUAAAUAACUUUUUAUUUAUUUUCUCUUUUUAUUUUUUCUUAUGAUUGUAACUAAACCUGA